Messenger RNA from Danaus plexippus (monarch butterfly), 1189 nucleotides. RefSeq lists its product as uncharacterized. The record is from RefSeq and is a predicted model, not a curated record. Bases 62 to 838 code for a protein of 258 amino acids. Lineage: Eukaryota; Metazoa; Arthropoda; Insecta; Lepidoptera; Nymphalidae. The transcript is spliced from 5 exons.
UUGGUAUUAUCCAAAACGAAAUUCUUUCUAAAUCUAUGAACAUUGACAACUCUAUCAUAUUAUGAAUUCAAAAAUAUUAACAAAACUAUGUUUACAUUCGCUAUCGGUGUUGAUGUUACUCCAAUAUUCUUUGUGUUUGAAUAUAGAAAGCAGAGAAAAUAAUACAAUUUUAUCGAGACGAAAAAGAUUUCUUAUAUUCCCCGAAGGCAGUUCCCUUCAAUUAGUAUUUUGCGUUACAUAUCCGGUGCUGACUUCAAUAGGUGACAUAUUUCUCUGGGGCAACACAGCUGCCUUAGCGUACGAACUGCCACAAGAUCCUUAUUCCCCUUUUAAUCAUAAAGCCGACCCUCUUCACAGACGGAUGGAUACAAACACCAUAUAUUUUACGGAUUAUGAUGGAAAAAUAAUAUACAAGAAGCCAUACGUGAAAAAGUUUAUUGUAAACCCAGCGUUUGCGAAGCGUAGCGUGGACGAAUACGAAAAGGUAUCCUUCGAAUAUAAAAUAGGAAAGAAACAGAUGCACGCCUCAAAACACACAAGAACGUUUUUGAAGGAACAUUUGGGAAACAUCGACUUUCAUAGAAUCAGUAGAGCGUCACUUUAUCAACGGAUUGAGACACUUUUACAAGGACUCGGUUCUGAUGGGAGGAAUUGCGUUUUGAAAGCAUUGUGUGUGAUAGGACAGUCACAGGAGGAUAGCCAAGGUGCAUUCUUACAUGAAAUUAUGAGAGCCGUAUUCACAAUACCAAAAGGCACGACAUCCGGUGAUAUUGAUGAGGAGUACGACAUAGCGCAUACAGCAACAGAGCCCUGUCAUGAGCUUUACCCGAACUGUUAAGCUCACAACGAAAAUUUAACAAAGAAUUCAGCAGUUUUGAUAAGUUAAUCGGAAUGUAUUUGUAUUGCUAUUGCACGAUUUAAAAACCAACCUUAAUAUUCUGUAUGACUUACCAGGUUUUUGUAUUGUUUUAAUUUGCAAAUCUUUUUAAAAGUUUUGUCCUUUUGUCACAGGAUUAUUUUAUUGUAAGAAACUUUAUUGUAUAAUUUACAUUUAUUUUGUUUUAUAUAUACAUGUUUCAUACAAACGACACACGUAAAUAUAAAACAAGGUAGCUUAACGAAUAUAAAUUUAGCGAAGUUCUAAUACAAUUUGUUACUUUUAUGUGAUGGUGUGAUUAAUUAAUUUAAU